This is a messenger RNA of Naumovozyma castellii, 576 nucleotides long. RefSeq names its product Spo16p (gene SPO16). NCBI's taxonomy places the organism in Eukaryota, Fungi, Ascomycota, Saccharomycetes, Saccharomycetales, Saccharomycetaceae. The transcript has a single exon. The record is from RefSeq and is a predicted model, not a curated record. Bases 1 to 576 code for a protein of 191 amino acids.
AUGGAAGUUACAAGAACGUAUACACACUCGGUUGUAGACACGGUUUCCAUUUUAGUGGUUGAUGUGAACACUUCCCUGUUUAUUACUAAUGUAAAGAGUUUCCCCACUCAAACAGCUAGUUCUGACUCGGAAUUACUUCAUUAUAUUGCUAAGGAAUUGGGAGCUUUGUUGGAAGAAAUAGAAAAUGAGUUUUUAAAGGGUAAGGCGACAGUGUUCCAGAAGAUUAAUUUAAACUUUUCUGAAAUGAAAUAUCCAUUUCACUUCUGGGAUGAGCUCAUAUUUCUUGAUACUAGAAAGUUAACCAAUAAUCCUCAAGUUUAUAUUACAGAACAAUCCCCUUUUGACCGGCAAGAAUAUUUUAAAACUAAUUAUUUUAUAACAAGGUUUAGGAAACAGAUUUGUGAAUCGGCGAGUAAUGAUGAAGAAAGGGAAGAAGAUUAUCUUAUAGAUUUUGAAUUGUUAACAAAGAAGACUAUUUGGUUCUUAUUCAAGGAAAGGGGGAUUGAAGACGAAAACGAAAUUGAAAACUUAUUGGCCCGCUACUCAAGUGUUGAGGACUUGGUAACAUAUCUAUAG